AUGGCUCUUCGCAUCCCUCAGGGAACACAAAUGCUCAAGGAUGGCUACAAGCACCUUCAAGGUGUUGAUGAAGCUGUCCUCCGCAACAUCACGGCUGUCCAUGACCUCUCUGAGAUUACCCGUACCUCCUUUGGUCCCAAUGGCCGCAAUAAGAUUAUUAUUAAUCACAUGGAGAAGCUCUUUGUGACCAACGAUGCCGCCACCAUUAUCCGCGAGCUCGAAGUUGUUCACCCAGCAGCUAAGUUGUUGGUCAUGGCCUCGCAGCAACAAGAAGCUGAGAUGGGGGAUGCCUCCAACUUGGUCAGCAUCAUUACAGGAGAGCUUCUGCAAAAGGCUGAGCACUUGCUUCGCAUGGGCCUUCAUCCCAGCGACAUUGUUCAGGGAUACGAGGUUGCUUUGACUAAGGCUCUGGAGAUUCUUGAGGAGCUUUCGGUGGAGGAAAUUAAGAAUGUGCAGACCAAGGACGACCUUGCCAAGGCUGUUCGCUCGUCCAUUGCUGCCAAGCAGUACGGAAACGAAGACAUGUUGACCGAUCUCGUUUGCGAGGCCGCCCUUGCUGUCAUGCCCAAGGAUGCCUCCACUUUCAACGUCGAUAGUGUCCGUGUUGUCAAGAUCAUGGGAAGCAGUCUUUAUGAGAGCCGUGUCGUUAAAGGAAUGGUUUUCGGUCGCUCCCCCGAGGGUGUUAUUACCAAUGCUAAGAAGGCCAAGGUCGCCAUUUUCACAUGCCCCUUGGAUGUCGCCCAGACGGAGACUAAGGGAACUGUUUUGAUUCAUAACGCCAAUGAGAUGCUCGACUUCACCAAGGGAGAGGAGAAGCACAUGGAGAGUAUGCUGAAGGGAAUUGCUGACGCCGGUGUUAAGGUCGUUGUCACCGGUAACGCUGUUGGUGAGCUCGCUCUCCACUACCUCAACAGAUUCGGUAUCAUGGUCGUCAAGGUGUUGUCCAAGUUUGACCUGAGACGUCUGUGUAGAGUGACGGGUGCCACUGCACUAGCCCGUGUCGGUGCUCCCAUGGCUGAGGAGAUGGGAUUCUGCGAUAUUGUCGAAAGCGUUGAGAUUGGUGGCGACCGUGUUACGGUGUUUAGACAGGAGGAGGAAAUCUCAAAGACUGCCACAAUUGUCAUCCGUGGUGCUACGCAGAACCAUUUGGACGAUGUCGAGCGCGCUUUGGAUGAUGGUAUCAAUGUGAUCAAGGCUCUUGUCAAGGAUCCUCGUCUUGUUCCAGGAGCUGGCGCCUCAGAGAUGGAGCUCCUCAAGCGCCUGUUAGCUGUUGGAGAGAAAACCCCUGGUUUGAACCAGCACUCGAUCAAGAAGUUUGCCGAGGCAUUUGAGGUCAUUCCUCGCACGCUGGCUGAGAACGCAGGCAUGGAUGCCACGGAGGUGCUUUCGAAGUUGUAUGCCUCUCACCAUGCAGACGACAGCGGUGUGAUGGGUGUUGACAUCGAGAGUGAAAAGAAUGGACUUUUGGAUGCACAUGGAGCCGGUAUCUACGAUGUCUUGUCAGCCAAGGCUCAUGCCAUCCGCCUCGCAACAGAAACCGCAAUGACCGUCCUUCGUGUAGAUCAGUUGAUCAUGUCGAAGGCUGCAGGUGGACCUGUUGCACCCAAGCAGAAGCAGCAUUGGGACGAGGAUUAA
Molecule: messenger RNA, 1635 nt
Organism: Gamsiella multidivaricata
Lineage: Eukaryota; Fungi; Mortierellomycota; Mortierellomycetes; Mortierellales; Mortierellaceae
Product: chaperonin-containing T-complex theta subunit Cct8
Exons: 8
Coding region: 1-1635 (544 amino acids)
Biological process (GO): protein folding
Cellular component (GO): chaperonin-containing T-complex
Molecular function (GO): ATP binding; ATP hydrolysis activity; ATP-dependent protein folding chaperone
Source: RefSeq, a predicted model, not a curated record